AUGGGAGCCCUCACCUCUUGGCAUUCCGACCAUAUGUUAUCGGGAAAACCAGCUGUGCUUAAGACUCAAACAAUUGGGUUAUUGAGUGGGACCAAAUUCUUCUCUUGUGCUGGUGAUAUUCGCGAUGGAGAUUGCCACAUUUACAAAUUGUUAGAUGACGCAAUCUUGGAGGAGAUUACUUUGACCAAAACCAAAUUGGGAGAAAUAGAAGGUCGCCUAUUUGAAUUGCUCACCACUGUUAAAGAAGGUUCAGGAGAUGGUCAACCUUUACAAGGAACAUAA
Molecule: messenger RNA, 282 nt
Organism: Arabis nemorensis
Lineage: Eukaryota; Viridiplantae; Streptophyta; Magnoliopsida; Brassicales; Brassicaceae
Source: the annotation of a GenBank genome assembly